UCAGCGUCCUAAAGGCGCUGAGGCGUUUGGAAGUAGCUUAUAGGGUACAUGAUGACAACACCACGCGAAAAAGAGGCAGUGAAAUACCUCGAGGAACAUAAAAUUGGCGAAAUGAUGGAUAAUUUAAUUAGUAUGCUCUUCUUUUACAGACCAGAACGACCAAGGGAAUUCCUGAUUGCCCAGCUUGAACAACUGAGAGCUUCCAAACUUUCUGCAGCUGAUAGUCCAUGCCUCUUUGAUGACUCCAAUUUGGAUGCAGUGUUUGGGAUCCUGGAUCCUGCAAAUCAAGGACACAUCUCUUAUGCUCAAUAUAAAGAGGCACUGAUGACACUUGGUAUCAAGAAUUUCAAUGAACACCAUGAGGAUCUUGGAAAUAACAGAAUCUCAAAUGAGACAUUUAAAAGAGAAGCGAAGGAGGGUCUUCUUAAAAGUGCAGCAACGUUCCAGAUGAGGGGCUCGUAGACCUAGGGAUGGAGCAGAGUUGAAACCUGAAAGGGAGGAGAAAACCUGGCACUGGACAUGGAAUGUACAUGAAGGAAAUACACACACAUCCAUACAAACAUAACAGUGUUUGUUGGCAACUCAGUGAAGUAAUAUGUGUAUAAUGAGGAAACAGGAAACUGAGGGUGUCCAAUCAGAUUAAAUCUUUCUAUGUAUCUGGCCCUUUCGACAGCAGAAGGGUAUUGAAGCUGUUUCAAUACACGCUGUCUCAGAAUUUCCCAUUCACUCCUAUUGAAACCUCAUGGAGUGUUUCCCUCCACAAGGGUCAUUGUUUUCAUUUUGAUGGUGCUCUGUCUGGCUGCACCAGUCUUACUGAAAGAGUUAGAAGCACCAUGCCAGAUAAGGGAAGAAGAGGGCUUGCUUGCUAGCUACACAGCUAGCUAGCCAGCCAUCUCUAGCUGUCUGCAAUGGGAAAUUUCCUAGAUAUCCAUAUUCAACUUUUACAUUUUGCUAGCUAUUUGGUUGGAAAUUGUUUUUACUAUUAAAAUAGCUGCACAAGUGAGCUCCAUUGUGAACUGUCUUGGUAGCUGGGAAUCUGCAUUUGUUUGUUGCUGUUAACUGAUUGUAAUAGUUCUGGCUAGAUCAACUGUUAUUACAAGUUAUAUAGAGAACUAUAUAGCUAGGUAGACAAACCAGUUGGUUAGAAACACUAAUACUUUUUAGGAGUCUUAGAGUCCUGCUUCAAGCAAACGUCAGUUUGGUUAAUUAUAUAUAUUAUAUGGACAAAAGUAUUGGGACACACCUCUUAGUCAUUGAAUUCAGGUGUUUCAUUCAGUCCCAUUGCCACAGGUGUAUAAAAUCAAGCACCUAGCUAUGCUGUGUCAUUCUAAAGAGCUCACUAAAUUUGAGCAUAAUGUAAUAGAAAACCACCUUUGCAAAAAGUCAGAUAUUUCAUGAUCAAAUGUAGGGUAUUAUUGAGUGGUAUUAUUGAAAGGUGGAAGUGUUUAGUAACCAUAGCAACUUAGCCACGAAGUGGCAGACCACAAGAAGUUACAGAAUGGGGUUGCCAAGUGCUGAGGUGCAUAUGAAAUUUUGUUAUACUCACGUAUACUGAUAAUAAACACACUCUUAUUCUAGUGUGUAAAAGUUGCCAAUGCACUGCUGACUCAGUAACUGCAGAGUUCUAAACUUCCUCUGGCAUUAACAUCAGCACAAAAACUGUGCUGGGAGCUUCAUGGCAUGGUUUCAAUAGCCUAGCAGCUGCAUGCAAGCCUUACCUAUACCUUACAUCUGCCUGACUGC
Molecule: messenger RNA, 1743 nt
Organism: Electrophorus electricus (electric eel)
Lineage: Eukaryota; Metazoa; Chordata; Actinopteri; Gymnotiformes; Gymnotidae
Source: RefSeq, a predicted model, not a curated record